AUGAUGAUUCUCGAAGUGGAGCGCAAGUUCACCUGCCUCAGGGUCAGCAACCUGCUUCAUUACGAGGCAAUCCCGCCGUUCCAAAACAUCGAAUCCCGCGGCAGAAAGACCUUCCACGACGUCUACUACGAUGAUUCCAGCUUCCUCUCAUCCAAGGGAGUCUGGGUGCGUCAGCGCAACGGCGACUGGCAAGCCAAGAUCAGACGUGGCGGCGACUACAACAACUCCAAGUUCCUAGAACUCUCAGGACAUGACCAGAUCUUUCGCUACUUGUCCCAGCUUCCUGGAUACCCCAGAAACGUCCAAGGAGAAGCAUUCGGAUUGAGCCAGAUGGCCGCCUUUUCAACUCUACGCAAGCGCUGGGUUGCCGACAAAGAAUUCAACAUCGUCCAGGACGUCACCGACUUCGGUCACACUGUGGGUGAAGUGGAGUUGGAAUAUCCGAUCAGAUAUUGCGGCGAUGACUUGGAGCUCUACAAGAGUUUCAAGAUGGCUGAGAUGGAUGAAAGAAUUACUAGGUUCAUGGAGAGAUACACAUGGGCUUUCUGUCCCGGUGAGCCUAAGGGAAAGCUGACAGCUUACUUCGAAAGAUUCGGCGGAAGAUAG
Aspergillus affinis is the source of this 606-nucleotide messenger RNA. Its product is annotated as thiamine-triphosphatase. Gene Ontology annotation, molecular function: thiamine triphosphate phosphatase activity; magnesium ion binding. The record is from RefSeq and is a predicted model, not a curated record. Lineage: Eukaryota; Fungi; Ascomycota; Eurotiomycetes; Eurotiales; Aspergillaceae. Gene Ontology annotation, biological process: thiamine metabolic process; dephosphorylation; thiamine diphosphate metabolic process. Bases 1 to 606 code for a protein of 201 amino acids. The transcript has a single exon.